AUACAAAACAAUUCACACAAGGACUUUUGAUACAAUAGGGAAGCUUUUUUCUUCAUCUCCUCAUAAACCUCCCAUUUUUCUUUUGAACUUUUUCUAUCAAUCUUAUCUCUAUCAACCCAAGAUUUUCAAAGGGUUUUGGCAAUAUGGGAAGAGCUCCUUGCUGUGAUAAAAAUGGCCUGAAAAAGGGUCCAUGGACACCUGAAGAAGAUCAGAAGCUCUUGGACUACAUUCAAAAACAUGGGUGUGGUAACUGGAGGACAUUGCCUAAAAAUGCUGGGCUAUCGAGGUGCGGUAAGAGUUGCCGGCUCCGGUGGACGAACUAUCUGAGGCCUGAUAUUAAGCGGGGCCGGUUCUCGUUUGAAGAGGAAGAGACGAUUAUCCAAUUACAUAGUAUUUUGGGGAACAAGUGGUCUGCGAUCGCGGCCCGCUUACCAGGACGAACUGAUAAUGAAAUUAAGAAUUAUUGGAAUACACAUAUCAGGAAGAGGCUUCUGCGGAUGGGAAUCGAUCCGGUCACUCAUAGCCCACGACUAGAUCUUCUUGAUCUCUCUUCGAUCCUCGGAUCAUCGCUCUACAACCCGGCUCAGCUCCAUGUCUCUAGAUUGCUUGGAAUUGAGCCGUUUGUGAAUUCGGAGCUCCUAAGGCUGGCUACUAAUCUCCUUUCGGUGCAAUGCGAAAACCCAAAUCUCCUCACACAAAAUCUUCAAGAAAAUCAGUUCUCCAAUCCCCAAAUUCAAGUCCAAAACCAAUUCUCAUCUUUUCAAAACAGCCAACUUCAAAACCCAAUUCAAGAAAUUCCAACUUGCACCACUUCAAACACCCAGUUUUUAAAUGGAACCCAAGUCAUUCAAAACAAUGUGGAGCAAUUCACAUCAAAUCCCACUUACUUGAACUUUGAAAAUACGCAGCCGAAUCUAUUACAAGACAAUGGAGCGGCUUCAAAUCUUGAACAGAAUUUCAUGCCAACGCCGAAUUACAGUUCUUACAAUUCACACCAAUCUAUCAUCGACGCACUGUUCGAAAACUCGAAUUGUCAGCCAAACACUACUCAAAAUUUCAAUUUUGAAUCUGUUUUAUCGACACCCGCAUCGAGCCCAACUCCAUUGAAUUCCACAUCGACUAAUGUCAACAACAGUACAAGCCCAACUCCCUUGAAUUCAUCGUCGACUUACAUCAACAGCGGGACAGAAGAUGAAAGGGAUAGCUAUUGUAGCAACAUGUUGAAGUUCGACAUCCCUGAGCUCUUGGAUGUGUCUGAAUUCAUGUAAAUGAAGAAAUGGGGUGCGUAGAUUGGAGAUUCGACGGCUUGGAUUUCCAAUCUUUUGAUUGUUCUUGCUUGUAAUGAUACUGUAUCAUCAAACAUGAAUUUUGUGGGAAGUUUUCUUUGUGUUGCUGUAUCUAGCCA
This is a messenger RNA of Magnolia sinica, 1405 nucleotides long. Its product is annotated as transcription factor MYB41-like. The coding region runs from base 144 to 1268 and encodes 374 amino acids. The record is from RefSeq and is a predicted model, not a curated record. The transcript has 3 exons. NCBI's taxonomy places the organism in Eukaryota, Viridiplantae, Streptophyta, Magnoliopsida, Magnoliales, Magnoliaceae.